AGGCAGCCAGGCCUCAGCUGUGGACUCUUCCGCCUCUCGGGUGGCUCUAUUGGCUCUGGCCCCGCAAGGGUGGGCUCCAUUGGCUGCCCAGCUGGCACUGACGUCCCCUCGGAGCCGGGUGGCAGUCGGAGGUAAAUAGCCAUGUGCUAUCCUCCUCUCUAUAUUUAACAGCUGCUACAGAGAAGGUGGCGGCUCUUGUCUUCUGGGAGAAGGCCCUUGGAACUGGGCUGGGACUGGCCUUCUCAGAGUGAGUGAGGUCACCAUGCCAGCUUCCCAGAGCCGGGCCCGUGCCAGAGACCGCAACAAUGUCCUCAACCGGGCUGAGUUCCUGUCCCUGAACCAGCCCCCCAAGGGGACCCAGGAGCCCAGAAGCUCAGGUAGGAAGGCCUCAGGGCCCUCGACACAGCCCCCACCCUCCAGCGAUGGGGCCCGGGAGCGUCGCCAGUCGCAGCAGCUGCCGGAGGAGGACUGCAUGCAGCUGAACCCCUCAUUCAAGGGCAUCGCCUUCAACUCCCUCCUGGCCAUUGACAUCUGCAUGUCCAAGCGACUGGGGGUGUGUGCCGGCCGGGCUGCAUCCUGGGCCAGUGCCCGCUCCAUGGUCAAGCUCAUUGGCAUCACAGGCCAUGGCAUCCCUUGGAUCGGGGGCACCAUUCUCUGCCUGGUGAGAAGCAGCACCCUUGCAGGCCAGGAGGUGCUCAUGAACCUGCUACUAGCCCUGCUCUUGGACAUCAUGACGGUGGCUGGGGUACAGAAGCUCAUCAAGCGCCGUGGCCCAUAUGAGACAAGCCCUGGACUGCUGGACUACCUCACUAUGGACAUCUACGCCUUCCCUGCUGGCCAUGCUAGCCGUGCCGCCAUGGUCUCCAAGUUCUUCCUGAGUCACCUGGUGCUGGCGGUGCCCCUGCGCGUGCUGCUGGUGCUCUGGGCCUUCUGCGUGGGCCUGUCGCGGGUGAUGAUCGGACGCCACCAUAUCACAGACGUCAUCUCGGGCUUCAUCAUUGGCUACUUCCAGUUCCGCCUGGUGGAGCUCAUGUGGCUGUCCUCCAACACCUGCCAGAUGCUCAUCUCUGCCUGGUGAACCAGGCUCUGGGCAGAGCUGGUCCCACAGAGGUGGCUAGAAGUGUCUCACUGGGGAUGGACUGAUUCGACUUCCCCAUCCUGGUUGGAGGCUGGCUUGUUAGUCCUGUGGACUUCCUGUCUCUGUCACUUGGACUCUGAGGCAACCAGGAUGACUUCCAUGGAUUGUCAUGCUCAGCCUCCAGUCUUUGUCUGGAGAUAACAGACAAGAACCAAAUGGCCAUAGAAGGGGCAGAGCUUGUCCCCUCGUCACCGUGACAGCAGUCAUACUGUGCUGCCAGUGAAACAGCCUCAGCUCUGACCCAGCAGAGGUGCCGAUCCAUCAGUGGUCACAGCUCAGGGGGCCUGGGGGCCCAGCCUGCAAGAUCCUUCUCGGGGAAAGGCUCUUGUGGUCCAGUGCAUUUGGGGAAGUACUGCACGCUGCCCCCACAGUAGAUGUUCACAAAACAUAGAUUGUUUGUAAAGGCACUGAUGUGUCCUAUACAAAAACCAGCUGUUCAGGUUGUGUUUAGCUCAGUGGUUCCUAAGCGCAUUUGACCAUAGGAACCUUUUCUUCAGGAAUAGCUAUUGACCCGCCGAGAACCUCGUGAGUUUGAGAAGCUGCUGCCCAGGAGCCAGAGGGCCCAGCCAUGAGCUGGUCUCUCUCACAACACACAGCUCUGAAGCCUGAGGAAAGCAAGUGCCUGUGCCAAGGCCUACAGAAGGCUCUUGCUCAGUCUCUGGGCACUGGCACAGCUUUGGUCCCCAGGGGCCGGGCCCUGUGUGACCUAGUAGGUCGUUUCCAAGUCAGCCACUUAUGGACUGCGCAUUUCAGGUGACAAUACAGUGAUAUGCAAAGG
Chionomys nivalis (European snow vole) is the source of this 1916-nucleotide messenger RNA. RefSeq names its product phospholipid phosphatase 7 (inactive) (gene Plpp7). Gene Ontology annotation, cellular component: nuclear envelope. The record is from RefSeq and is a predicted model, not a curated record. The coding region runs from base 263 to 1078 and encodes 271 amino acids. Gene Ontology annotation, molecular function: sphingosine-1-phosphate phosphatase activity. Lineage: Eukaryota; Metazoa; Chordata; Mammalia; Rodentia; Cricetidae. The transcript is spliced from 2 exons.